AUGUCACAACCUAGUAUGUCAUUCUUUCAAACUCGUUAAAGGGCUAUCUACUCGGAAGUGAUUAAUCCUGAAAACUCGGUAAUGUACUAAGACUUGUCAUAUCUACCAGAUAUAACUUUAAAUACGACUAUGAAAUAAAAGGUUCCUAAGGCUUAUUCACUAAAGAAAACUACGAAUACAUCGAGACUAUCUGGGGCUCAUUCAAUUUAGAAGAUUUCUGAGGAAUUGGUGGUGGAGCCAAAAGUGCUUGAACCAUAUGAGCCGAUUGGAGAUAACAUUCCAAGAAAAGUAGCAAUCAACAGAAAACAGAAGCUUUAUGCAUCAUUUAAUAUACUGCAGUUAUUAGAUUAAGAAGGUAUUGACUUAAAUAUGACAAAUCCAUAAGUACAGUGGUUACCACUUGAACUAUUUGAUGAUAAUUCUAAUGACGAUUAUCCAAAUGAGGAUUGGAUUAAAAGAAGAGUGGAUGAGGAAGGCAGAAACAGAAAACUAUAUGCGACUUGUUUGUUGAAGGAAGAUGGUAUUUAUGAAGCAAGAAGAUGUGAAAUAAUAGAAUAUAAAGAUGGCUUAUUUAGUGGGAAAUUAAAGGAAAAAGAUGGAAGAGAUUUUAAAGCUCAUAGAUUAUAUAUUUGUUUUGAUGCUGAAGAUCCUCGUAAAUUUGUUAAAAGGUUGGGAACAGCAUUGAAAAAUAGAGAACUUGCUGACAGCAGAGUCAGAUAUAAUUACUUUAUUGAUGGGAUGCCAAUCCAAGAUUUAAGUGAAUUGGAUACAGAACAAAAACGAAGAUUAGAAUAAUUGGCAAAGACAAAGAAAUUAGAAAAUUUAGAUACCACAGCUUUGAUUGCAGAAGUUAAUUAUGAUUAUAUGAGGACAAUGAAUAAAAUCAUUUUUGAUAGAUAUUUAGAGUAUGAAGAUGAAGAAUUAAAUUUAUAAAUAGAUGAAGAUACAUCUAAAUAAGUACCUUAUUAUGGGAUGUUCCCAGUGAGUAAGGAGAAAUAAUUGGAGAUGUAUAACCCAAGGGAAAUCACUUAGAUUGAUCCUAAGAAUUUCAGAGAAACUUUCAAGGAUUUUUGUUUCAGCACUCUCUUUAUUAAAACUGAAGUGAUUAGAGCAUUAUAAGAGAUCAGAUAUGAAUGCAAUAAGAUGUAAGAAUUUGAGAUCUUCAAUUUUCAAAUAGACAAGGUGAUGGUUUUGGAAGAAUUUAAACAUGUGCAAGAGAGUUCAAUCUCAUAAAUGCUUUAUUCUUUAAGAGGGUCUUGGAUUUAGGAUUUAUUAAAAAUCAUGAAGACUUACUUUUCAGGAGUUGGCAAAGGAUGGUUUAACAUGAAGGAAUCAAAUAAGAUCACUUAUGAUUUUGGUAAAUUGAAAAGAUUCUUAAAUGUUGUAAGAUUGAUGAUGUAGGAUACUGUAUAGAGUUUGGUAGAAAACAAUUAUAAAAGAUUUGUUAAUUAUUUGAAAUCGUUCAUUCCUGAUGAGGUCAAUGUAGAUGAUCCAUCCAAUAUCAUCAACAAAUAUAAAGUAGUUGGAGUCAAACCAAUAUUUACUAUUGAUAUGAUUAAAACUAACGAUGAUAAAGAAUUUCUUUAUUCAACAUCUCCCAUGAAUUUUGUGAAUAUGAUCAUCCAUUUAUUUGACAAGACUCUUGAUGAAAUUACAAAAGUACCUGAUUUGGAACCUAAAUUACUUACUGAUCUUUAUAAAUAGAAAACAGAUUCUUUCAUUAAAACUCCAGUGAAACCAAAAGAAAGACCCUAGACUCCAAAUCCAAAUGAAAGACCAAAGAAGUAUCCAGAUGAAAAUAAGUGGAUCUGGUUGUUGAUUGAACACAUCAGAGAAGAAUUGAUUAGAGGAAUCAAACCCUUGGAGGACUAUCUAAAAAUAUUUGAGAAAUUCAAACCCAUUUUGUAGAUGAAUCCUGAUGAUGAGAUUAGAAGAAUUGAAAUGGAUGAUAAUCCUUGGGAAAUAGAUUAACUUAAAGAAGAAAUAUUCAAAUACAAUAAAAUGGAAGAAGAACUCAAGACUUAAAUUCCUGAUAUUGUAGAGGUUUCAAUAUUUUAAGUUUAAUGUAGAGAAAUUAAAAUGUAUCUAUGUGAGAAAUACUCCAUGAUUAGCAAAUUAUUGAUUGAUAUGAUAGCAAGGAGAGCAAGAAAGAAGACAAUGGAAAUCUUCUAAGAUUAUUAGAGAAUAUAGAGUAAAAUUAAAGAGAGCCCUAAUAACAUCGAGAAAUUAACAGAUAUCAAAGAGUUUAUGCAGAAUUUACCGAAUGAAGUUGACAAAUUGAAAAUUGAAACUUAGAAAUGCUUUGAUAUUUAUAAAAUAUUAGACGAAUUUAGUUAUAGAGGAUUUUAAAAAGAAGAUUUGGAUAGAAAAUGGUAUGUAUUUGGAUGUCCUAAAGAUACUUUUGAUUUGGUUGCUAAAAGACAAAAGGAUAUGGAAAAAGAGAAAGUUAAAUUUUAGGAUGAAAUGAAAGUUUCACAAGAAGAGUUUAAAGAAAGUAUUGAUAAUUUGGAAAGAACCAUCUAAAAUUUCAGUUAGCAUUAAGCUCUAAAGAAUCAUGCUGAAAUUGCAUAAACUGCUUAAGAUGUUAAUAAAUACUUAGCAGAAUUUUAAGACUAAGCUCGUAAGUAUAAUUCUAGAGAGGCCUUGUUUGAUUAGGAAUAAACUGAUUACAAUAAAAUUACUAUGCUCUAAAGAGAGUUUCAACCCUACAGCAAUUUAUGGAUAACUACUAAUUAAUGGUUUACUAAUCAAGAAUCUUGGUUUAAGGAUGAAUUACCUACAAUUGAUGCUGUUGCUGCUGAAAAAUGGGUUGAAGAGGCAAUCAGAAUAUUAAUUGGAUCUUGCAGGUAAUUCAAAGAUAAAGAUCUCCAAGGUGUACUAAAAAUUGCUACUUCAAUUAAGCAACAGAUUGAGGAGUUUAAACCAAAGGUUCCAUUAUUGGUUGCACUUCGUAAACAAGGAAUGAAGGAGAGACACUGGUUAGAAUUGAAAAACAGAAUUGGAUUUGUUAAACCUUAACCAGAAAGUGAAUUCACUUUUACAAAGGUAUUAGAAAUGGGGCUAAUGUAAAAUGUUGACGUUUGUGUUGAAGUUGGAGAAAAGGCAUAAAAAGAAUAUAUGAUUGAAACAAUGUUAGAUCAAAUGGAGACUAUAUGGGAAGGAAUCAACUUUUAAUUGUUGCCUUACAAAUCAAUUACAUUUAUUAUUAGAGGUUAUGAUGAGAUUCAAUAAGUGCUUGAUGAACAUAUUGUCAACACUUAAGCGAUGUCUUUCUCACCUUUCAAAGGUCCAUUUGAAGAUAGAAUCAAUAAUUGGAAUACAACUCUUAAAAUGACCUCAGAUGUUCUAGAAGAAUGGUGUAAAUGUCAAGCCUAAUGGAUGUAUCUAUAACCUAUUUUUGACUCACCAGAUAUUGCAAAAUAAUUACCUGCAGAAACUAAGAAAUUCAAAACUGUAGAUUAAACUUGGAAGCAUACGAUGACAUAAGCUAAAACUUAUGCUCAAGUCUUGAGAGUUUGCACUUAAGAGGGUUUAUUGGAGAGAUUGCAGGAGGCUAAUAAGAAUUUAGAAAUAAUUUAAAAGGAACUUAACAAUUAUUUGGAAAAGAAAAGAGAAAAAUUUGCAAGAUUCUAUUUUCUUUCAAAUGAUGAUUUACUAGAAAUCUUAUCACAAACUAAAGAACCAACAGCAGUCUAACCACAUUUAAGAAAAGUAUUUGAAAACAUCAAUUCAAUUGAAUUUGAUGAUGCAAAAAAGAUUCAUGCAAUGUAUUCAGCUGAAGGUGAAAAAGUAGGUUUCGUUAAGCUUUUAGAUCCAAAUAAAAAAAAUGUGGAAGAUUGGAUGGGAGAAGUGGAAGAUAUGAUGAAAUCAAGUGUGAGAUAAGCAUUAGUAAAUAGUGUUUCUGAUUAUUAAGUGAAACUUAGACAUGAGUGGGUUUAAUUACAUCCUGGAUAGUGUGUUUUGAAUGGCUCUCAAAUUCUAUGGACGAAAGAAGUGGAAUAAGCUAUAAAAAGUAAUAGUGUUAUGGAAUAUUGGGAGAAAACAUUGAAAGCCUAGAUCAAUAAAUUAGUUGAAUUAGUAAGAACCAAAUUAACAAAGUAACAGCAAACUACUAUAAAUGCAUUAAUUGUUAUUGAUGUUCAUGCAAAGGAUGUUGUGGAGAAAUUAUUUAAAGAAAAUGUUACUGACGUCAGUGCUUUUGAAUGGAUUAGUUAGUUACGUUAUUAUUGGGAAAAUGAUGAUUGUUUUGUUAAGUGUGUUUAAACAAAUUUCCCAUAUGGUUAUGAGUAUUUAGGAAACACUCUCAGAUUAGUGAUUACUCCUUUAACAGAUAAGUGCUAUAUGACUUUGAUGGGUGCCCUAAAAUUAAAUCUAGGAGGUGCUCCUGCAGGACCAGCAGGUACUGGAAAAACAGAGUCAACGAAAGAUUUAGCAAAAGCAUUAGCUAAAUAAUGUGUAGUGUUUAAUUGUUCUGAUUCUAUGGAUUAUUUGAUGGUAGGUAAGUUCUUUAAGGGUUUAGCAAGUGCAGGUGCAUGGUGUUGUUUUGAUGAGUUUAAUAGAAUUAACAUUGAGGUGCUAUCUGUGAUUGCAUAAUAAUUAUUGGUGUUAUUUGGAGAGAAGGCAAAAGGAACUCCAUAAAUAGAAUUCGAAGGAUCAAUUAUUAAAAUCUAAGCCACUUUCUCAGUGUUUAUUACAAUGAAUCCUGGUUAUGCUGGUAGAACUGAAUUGCCUGAUAAUUUAAAAGCUUUGUUUAGAGGUGUAGCUAUGAUGGUUCCAGAUUAUGCUUUGAUUGGAGAAAUUAUGUUCUAUUCAUUUGGAUUUGAACUCGGAAGAGAAUUAGCUAAGAAGAUGGUUGCAACAUUUAAAUUGAGUUCAGAAUAAUUAAGUUCUUAAGACCAUUAUGAUUAUGGAAUGAGAGCUGUUAGAUCAGUUAUUAACGCUGCUGGUAUUUUGAAAUAACAAAAUCCAACUAUGGAUGAGGAGUAACUACUAUUAAGAGCAUUGAGAGAUGUUAAUGUUCCUAAAUUUUUGAAGGAUGAUCUCCCUUUGUUUGAGAAUAUUAUCAAUGACUUAUUCCCUGGAGUUGAGAAGCCAGUGUAUUCUUAUGGCGAUUUAUUGGAGGACUUAAACAUCUGUUGUUAAUAACAGAAUCUAUAAAAUGUAAAGGUGUUUAUUGAUAAAUGCUUAUAAUUAUAUGACACAAUCUAAGUGAGACACGGAUUGAUGUUAGUAGGUCCAACUGGAGGUGGCAAAACAUCUACAAUUACAACUUUACAAAAAGCUAUGUCAUGUAAAUUGAAGGUACAUACUCAUAUCUUAAAUCCAAAAUCUAUUACAAUGGGUUAAUUGUAUGGACAAUUUAAUGAAUAAACUCAUGAAUGGACAGAUGGUGUCUUAGCUUAUAUAGUGAGAGAAACUGUAAAAGAUGAAUCAGGUGAAAAACAUUGGGUUAUUUUUGAUGGACCUGUGGAUGCCUUGUGGAUUGAAUCAAUGAAUACAGUACUGGAUGACAAUAAGAAAUUAUGCUUAAACUCUGGAUAGAUCUUAACAUUAACUCCAUACAUGACGAUGAUGUUUGAAGUAGAAGAUUUGGCAGUGGCAUCUCCAAGCUACAGUUAGUAGAUGUGGUAUGGUUUAUAUGGAACCUGA
Paramecium tetraurelia is the source of this 5649-nucleotide messenger RNA. RefSeq lists its product as uncharacterized. Gene Ontology annotation, cellular component: dynein complex. Gene Ontology annotation, biological process: microtubule-based movement. The record is from RefSeq and is a predicted model, not a curated record. Gene Ontology annotation, molecular function: minus-end-directed microtubule motor activity; dynein light intermediate chain binding; ATP binding. The transcript has 4 exons. NCBI's taxonomy places the organism in Eukaryota, Ciliophora, Oligohymenophorea, Peniculida, Parameciidae.